This is a messenger RNA of Lentinula edodes (shiitake mushroom), 1113 nucleotides long. RefSeq names its product Metallo-dependent phosphatase-like protein. Gene Ontology annotation, cellular component: cytoplasm. Gene Ontology annotation, molecular function: phosphatase activity; endopolyphosphatase activity. The record is from RefSeq and is a predicted model, not a curated record. Gene Ontology annotation, biological process: polyphosphate catabolic process. The transcript is spliced from 3 exons. The coding region runs from base 1 to 1113 and encodes 370 amino acids. NCBI's taxonomy places the organism in Eukaryota, Fungi, Basidiomycota, Agaricomycetes, Agaricales, Omphalotaceae.
AUGGAAUGUUCGAGGAAUUCCAGUACGCCUAGGAUCUUAGUACCCUUGUACAGUACUCAUCGUUUUGCAUACAGAGCGCUACUUGCUAAAGUGUCCUAUAAUCCAUCAUCCGACGUUCUAGUCAGCGUUGGCGACAUCGUGGCCAAAGGACCCCAUUCCGGAUCCAUGCAAGUACUGGAAUUCAUGGCCUCUCAUAAUAUCACAGCCGUACGAGGAAACCACGACCAGAAGGUUAUUGAAUGGCGGACUUGGCUUGAAUGGAUACACUCUCUUCCAGGUGGUAGCAAUUGGCUUUUCCAAGUCCAAGAUAAAUGGGAGAAGGCUCAGGAGCGCGGUGCAGAUGAUGUAGAAGAAUGGGUGGAAGAGCAAGUGCGACAUGACAAGAAACAUAGCAAAUGGUGGAAGAAGAUCCCUGAAGAAUGGCAGUUGUUUGGCGAUCAUUACAGGAUUGCGGAAGGGAUGACACAGGAGCAGUACUCGUAUAUGAUUCAAAGACCGGUGCGGAUCCAUGUUCCGCAUGCACACACGUUCAUCGCACAUGCUGGAAUCCUGGCCUCGGAUCCGAACUACAAGCGCAAGGACAAGCGGCAACCAUUAUCACAUAUCCCGAUACUGUACGAGGCCGAGACUCGCAAAGAAGACACUUCCUUUCUUCGUCGAUUGCAAGAGCUGGCGAUUCUGAACGAGAUACCGCAGAAUCUGAUCCCUUGGGUCACACUCAACAUGAGAGGUGUUCUUGACGAUCAUACCGUUACAAGAAAGAAAAACGGUACCCCUUGGGCACAACUUUACAAGAAGGACAUGAAGCAUUGUGCCGGCUUUGAUUCCAAGAAGAAAGGUUCUCUUCCGUGUCAUCCAUCGACUGUGGUGUACGGUCACGCUGCUAGUCGGGGGCUUGACAUUAAUCGCUGGACCAUUGGUUUAGAUUCAGGUUGUGUAUACAAUCAACGUAUGACGGCGCUUGUCCUGGGUGGAAAGCUUGCUCAACAACUACCGGGCACCAUAGAAGACGAGUAUGACGGCGAAGCUAUCGAUAUAGACGGCAACAUUCUGAGCUCCAGACCGAAAUUUGGAGACAGUGGACGUGGAAAGAUUUACAGCGUUCCAUGUUAA